This is a messenger RNA of Anastrepha obliqua, 4155 nucleotides long. It is a transcript of the gene Nop17l, whose product is annotated as protein kintoun. The coding region runs from base 511 to 3414 and encodes 967 amino acids. Gene Ontology annotation, cellular component: cytoplasm. The record is from RefSeq and is a predicted model, not a curated record. Lineage: Eukaryota; Metazoa; Arthropoda; Insecta; Diptera; Tephritidae. The transcript is spliced from 6 exons. Gene Ontology annotation, biological process: axonemal dynein complex assembly.
AGAAAGCAGCAGCAAACAUAAAAAAAAACAAUCGUGACAAAAAUAAAAUUUAGAAGCGAGUACAUACAUAUGUAUGUGUGGAAACGGAAAAAAAGCCGCUGCGCAAUAGAAACCACGAGGCUGGAACUUCUGGAAAUAUUUUAAAACUAUUCACAAGGCAGUUGUAUAAUCAAGAAAUAACUAUCGACAUAUCAAAGACCUUUAAAAACUUGUGCGGUAUUCCAAUCUUUUCCCGAGUAAGUGAAUAUCAGAGUUUUCCAACAAACUUUGCUUUUCAAAACUUAAAACUACCAACCGUAUUAUUUUGCUGUGUUUAUUAAAAACAAAAAAAAAAAACAAUAAAAGUAAAAAAUAUAAAAAAAAUUGUUUCUCGAAAAUAAAAUCAAGAGAAAGUGCACGAAGAAAUCGGUGUUAAAAAUAAUAAAUUUUUAUCGAACCAACUUUUGUAGAGUUUGUCAUAGAAAAUUAUCAUUCAGUUCGAAUUAACCGGUUGAAAUUUGUGUAAAAAAAAUGUCGGAAGCCACCGCCACUCAAAAGUCAGUGCGUAAUAAACUUUGUCCGCCGCCCCCAAGACGUAAUAGUAACAGCGGUGGCGGCGGAGGCUCAGAAUAUCUUGAUAUAACCAAAGAGGAAUUUUCGCGUAUCGAAGAUGCUUUAAAAAAAGAAGAAUUUCGUAAAUUAUUUUUCGAAUAUUGUGAAGAGAUACAAGAUCCUGAAAAUCGUAAGCUCUACGAACAAGAAAUCAAACAGUUUGAAGCGGAACGCGGUGUGGAUGUGCGUUUUAUAAAUCCCGAACCCGGCUUCGUGAUAAAGACCUCGGCCGAUGGUGUGACAAAGUGUUUCAUAAAUGUGGCAAAGAGUGCUGAAGUGGCGCGUCCAACGAACGAGGUGUGCCUGCAUCCAGAAACUGGAAACCGAGGUCUUAGCUGGGCCAUUCCGCUGGCUCAGGCACCUCCGCGUGAGGAUUUGGACGCACAUGGUAAACGUUGUCGCGUAUAUGAUGUGAUUUUCCAUCCAGAUGCAUUAUAUUUGUCGCAGCGAGAUACUGCUUUCCGUAAGUGCCUCAUUGAUACAGCGCUGGACGCUGUCGAAAGGGAAUUCAAGAUAAAAUUAGAUCGCACGAAUUUAAAAUUUCCGAAGCUACUAUUCAAGGGUAUGGCGCGCCCAAUUGUGAUACGAAAACUGUCGAAAAAUGCUCCGCCAGAAGCUACUGAACCACAUCCUCUUGAUAGUAUUUCACCAGAAAGGCCUUCAGCUUUUGAGGACAAACCCAAAUUAAUACCGAUGAAUACAAAAAAAUCAUUUCCAGAAUUCAAUACACCAAAAUACGUAAUUAAGCACCGUCGUGACGUCGAUCUCUCUGAAUACACCUACGAACUGGACGCUAAGUUGAGUGUCACAAUACCACGUGAGCUUGUCGUUGAAAUUGAGCUGCCUUUACUGAAGUCGACAAGCGAUUGUAAAUUAGACGUGACUGCUAAGUCGUUGUACUUGUUGAGCGAUCGUCCUGGUGCCAAGUAUCGCCUCAAUUUGGAUCUCCCUCAUGCCGUAGAUGAUAAAUGCGGCCAGGCACGUUUCGACACGGAUAGUCGGCGGUUAACUAUAACGCUACCAGUUGUUCAGAAUAACCCAGACAAGCAACGAAUAUUGCACGAUUCACUUUUCCAACUCAAUCGUGAAGACAGUGGCGUAGAAAGUGAUAUUCGCGAAGACGGUAACUUGAACUCGAAUGGCGAGUCCCCGGUGGAGGAGUUGAGCGGCUUGGUGGAGGAAAGCACAAACAUAUCGGGGAACAAUGUAAAUUCUCCAGCUCCGCAGUUUUCUGCUCCGGCAAUAGCACCAACAUUACCAUCGCCGGCAAACGCACCCAACCAUUUUCUUAAAAGCUCCAUUCAAUACCAUUUACCCGCCAAAUUCGAUUGUAAUGUAUUGGACAACGUUAUGAGCUUGGUUCUGCAUGUCCGCAAUGUACAACCGGAGUCAAUAGCAAUGCUCAAGGGCAGUAAGAGCAUCCACCUGCAAUUUAUCUCGAUUGGCAGCGGUUACUAUCCAGUCCAUUAUGCAUUCUACCUGCGUCUGCCAGAAGACAGUAAUGCAGAAAUUUCCUCAGCCGAUGCUGAAGCUUGGGAAAACAAUGUAGUGUUGAAUCUCAAUUUGGCCGCCUCUUGUGAGAAUAUACAAAACUAUUUGGUUGGUAUCGAAGCUAGUGACCUGAAAGAAUAUACCAUACAAGGGAAAUUCCAAUUGGGACACAAGUCUCGUCAAUCGCGUAAGAAAUCUCCACCCACACCUCCGAUUUCUCUCUCCUCCUCAUUGGAUAUUUCGGUGGAACGUUCGGAAUGCGAGCGUUCAGUAGAAAUUGAAAUAAAGCCUUCUAACGAAACUCAGUCCACCUGUACGGCCAACACCACCGAAGAUGAAGAUGUUCUGCUACAUGCAACUGGGACGGCACCGAAGAAAAUGAACAAAAAACAAAAGAAAAAAAAUAAGAAACGCCGUUCCCUUUCCGAAUCCGUUUGUGAUGAUAUCAAAGUAUAUCAGAAACAGCAGCAACAACAACAGCAAGAACAUCAGAAACAAUUUCUCAAAGAAGCUGCUAAAAUUUUGAAUAAUGAAUCCUCAAACUCGCCGGACGAUAAUUCAUCGCCAGAGCGCACCGAUAAAAUUAUGCCCUCAUCACAGACGCAGACGACAACAUCGCAGUCGAUGGCAGUACCAAAUACUGUACAACAACGAAAACAGCGUAGCUAUUCGGAGUGCCGUAGUGGUGAUAGCGUAGUGAGUAGUGGCGGGUCUACUUUACCACCCUCUUUCAAGGGCAUUUUGAAACGCUACAGCCGGUAUGAACCGCGGCCAUCGAUUUCUGACAGUUGUUCAUCGAUCGAUGAGUGUUCGUCGUUCUCUUGUUCGGUGGACGGUGGCGUGGGCAGCAGUUUGCGCUUCUCACAAUCGUUCAGCGACAUACCCGAAGAGAAUGUAUCCAAUGGGCUUUCGGAGAGCUGUAAAAAGACUGUUAGAUUUAACGAGGUCAUCAAGGAGCAAGUAUUUAGGCUGAAUUCCAGUAUUUUGGGGCAACGAAAGAAAAAUCAGAAGCGCCGUGAUCGCAAACAACGCGCAUUGCAACGUCGCCUCAGCGAAGGCGAUUCUGCUGACUAUGAAGACAACAGCAAGCCCAUCGGUUUGGAUCCUGAUGUUCAGUACUUCAAAUCGAAAUCCAGUGGCGAUGAUAAUACUGGCAACAGUACUUUUAAGCCGCCUUAUGCUGGUGGUAAACAUGCCGCCAAAUGCACUGCCAACAAACAACAACAUAACGCAAAGUAUGGCACCAAAUUGCCACGUGCGCGUCUGGAGUCGGAGGAAUCGUCGGAUGCAGAUGCACACAAGAACGCUAUGAUGUUUGAAAUGGACAUGUAGUCUAAGUUCCAGUAGUAAAGCUGCCUCAACAGAGUAGUAGUGUACAAAAGCAAUCAUUAAUCAGCAACAUAUUCAAGUACGCUAACAAAAAGCAACAAAAACCACCCACAUUUGUCAUCGCAUCGUCUUUCAUUGUAUCCAGUUAGUGGGCAGUGCCGGACCAAUGCAUGCAUAUACAUUUUUGAGAUUUAUUCAAUAAAUGCAUAUUAAUUUAAUUUUGCCUUACGUGUUAAAAAACAACCUUUUGUAAUUCUUAUGCUCAAAAUAUUUAAAUUGCUACAAAAUCUUAGAUAUUGAAACAUUUUAAAUCCGAAGUUACAUGCAUUCGAGUUUAUAUUCGUUUGCAAUUUUUUUUAGUUCAAAUUAUAAACAAGAACAAUUAUGCGCUUUGGCGAUGAAAAUUUUAAAAUUUCCUUAUGAAUUAUUGGAGUAUCUUUCGCGCACUUGCAUGGGUGUAAAAAUUAUUUAAUGUAAGAGAAAACAUUUGGAGUUGAUCUAUUUUAUUUAUUGCGAAACAUCAAAUUGUUAAUUAUACUACUAUUGGCAAAAUUGUAUUUUGUAGUUAAUUUGUAGGUUGUAGAAACAACAAAAAUCCUAUCAUUACAUGAAUAUAUACAAGUUGUAAAAUGUUUAAAUGCAUACAGCAAUGCAUUUUCUCAUGUGCUCCUAUGUGGAAUUGAUACAUUUUGAGCACUUAAAAUAUAUUAAAAAAAUGUUAACAAAAUAUUUUAAAAUUAUAAA